ACUGCGGUCAAAAACUAGCAGUCUAGCAGCAAUCUAACAGCACCAUAAAUUACAUUUAUUUAACCACAAUAACAAAAAAUCUACUUUUGCUCUAACACUAUUAUAGUAAAUUAAUUAAGUUAUUGCAAAAUGCAUUCACUUGGCAAAUCCAUCAAAACGAGAUUACUUUGUUUAUGUUGAUGAAAGUGCCGAGUUCUAUUCAUUAUAGAGAGUUGAUUUAAUAAAAAAAGACUAACUCAUUUAUUAAACAGAAUUAAUUUAUUCAAACUGAGGAUUUUGUUUGAGGAUUACAUUUUAAUUUAAUUUAAUUUAAUUUAAUUUAAUUUAAUUUUAAUUUAAUUUAAAAUGUAUUUUAUUUUGGGCGAUGACUUUUCUUGUCUUGCAAAACUAAUAGCCUACCAAAUGAGCUAUGUGUAUUCAAAAAUAAACAAUGGGAAUGGUUUCCAUCCUGUGUGAUUAUUUUUCUAACUUUAUCCAAAAAAGGAGCUCUGACAGAGACAUUGUGUUCUUGUUUGUGAGUUUCACCCUGAUGUUCUGUUUGGGGUACUAGAGACAUUUCUUUGUCUGUACAUGACUUUUUUUGACAAACAAAUGUAAUAUAUAUUUGUUUCUGCAUAGCCCACACAACAUAUAAAACAUGAAAUAUUCCCCUUUUUUGGCUUAUUUGUGGUAAUUUCUGUAUUUUGUCACUUUCACAUGUACAAAUCCAGUUUUUAGCUAAAGAAAAGAUUUCAAUAGUUUUGAGGGCAGAAAAGAAGAAAAGGUAUUUGAAGAAAGAAAAAGUGGUUGAUUUUGUGACAAUGAGGAGGUAAAACAAUGGUAGCAUGAUACAGCAAGAUGUAAUCCUUCACCAUUUCUGUCUGAGCGCUGGGAACGUGAAGGAUGCUUACGAGGCAAAACCAUCUAAAAGAUAAGAUGACAACACAACACUGCUAGUCUGACACCAACACCUCAGCAGUGACAUAGAGAUAGAGCUCAGUCCAGUUUCCCACGGUGACAAGUUGUUCAAACUUGGACGUUACUCUAUAUUUAACACAUCUUGGUAGUUUUUCACCUCUACUACUGGAGGAUCUGCCAGCACUCACCAUGAAGUACAGGACGGUGGUGAUGUACUUGGAGAUCGGCUGCUUCGUGUCCUGCCUGUGCGGCUGGAUCCUGGUGUGCUCCACUCUUGCCACAGAGUACUGGACUUGGUCCGAGGUGGGCAGCGUCGUGCUAACAACCUCCAACUACUACUCCAACCUGUGGAAGGACUGCAUCUCAGACACCACGGGGGUGUCCGACUGCAAGGAUUACCCAUCCAUGCUGGCCCUGCCUGUGUUCCUACACGUCACCAGAGCGCUCGCCGUCUGCGCCGUCAUCACUGGUUUCUUCGGAGGCGUCCUCACACUCAUCGGGAUGAAGUGCACUAAAAUAGGUGGAUCGGAGAUCGCCAAUGCGAGGGUGACCUUUGCAGGCGGUAUAACCUAUCUGGUUUCAGGAUUCUGUGGUAUGAUCACCUACACGAUGUGGGCCAACAAAGUCAUAAGCGAAUUCGUAGACCCGAAUUUCAGGGCGCAGAAAUUUGAACUUGGAGCUGCACUCUUCGUUGGCUGGGGAGGCUCCCUGCUUCUCCUCUCUGGAGCCACGGUGAUGACGUACUUCUCUGGAAAAGAGGGUCUACCAUCAACUAGUUCUCCAGAAAGACGGAGGCCGGCCACUUACGCCACAGCCCGGACCAGACGGACCUACAUGUUGCCGGGCACCUCGUCCAGAGUGACUCUGGUGCCGCCCCUGUUUUACGAAGGCAGGAAGAGCCGAGCAACCAGAGCAACCACAGCAACCAGAGCAACAACGAGGACCAGUGGGACCUUCAACAGGGACAGCUUCGUCUGAGACGGGACCUCUGAGCUGAGAAAGUGAUCUUAAAAGAUCUGCCUGCUUUGUUCUUUUGAAAACAGGCUGAAAGGUUCAGUAUGAAAGGAGAAACGUUGCUCGUAAUGCACUCUCUUCCAGCUAGAUGGCAUCACAGCAUGUAAUACGACUUAGUAUUUGUUUACAAAUCUCUUCAAAAUGUAAGAGUUCUCCAUGCUUUAAUCACCUCGCUUAACCUUUCUGUCUGUCUUGCCUUCAUCAGGGUUGUGUCUUAGGUUAGGCUUCUUUUCUUAUUUAUUUAAUUUCCUUUGUUUGCUGUUAAUUUACUUUGUGUCUUCAUAUGGAGUUGUUCAUAAAUCCUCUGCACCUGAACUUCCUCUGAGUUGCCAGAAGAUGGCACUCAAAGUCAGACAAUCAAACAAAUGAUGAUGUAGUUUAGUAUACUUAGUAUCUAUGGUGAUCUAUAAAUCACAUUACUGAUCACUGGUCAAACUUAGAUUCAAUCCUGAUGAAGGCAAACUAGCAGAUAAUGUUUGGUAAAUAAAGCAUGGUGUACUGGAGAAGAGUACACCAGUGAUAUUCAAGGAGGCCAAACGUUGUCAGAACAGGAAGCCGUCACAGCUGUCGCUCCCCA
This is a messenger RNA of Sebastes umbrosus (honeycomb rockfish), 2488 nucleotides long. Its product is annotated as claudin-10-like. The coding region runs from base 1087 to 1875 and encodes 262 amino acids. The transcript has 5 exons. Gene Ontology annotation, biological process: cell adhesion; bicellular tight junction assembly. Gene Ontology annotation, molecular function: structural molecule activity. NCBI's taxonomy places the organism in Eukaryota, Metazoa, Chordata, Actinopteri, Perciformes, Sebastidae. Gene Ontology annotation, cellular component: bicellular tight junction; plasma membrane. The record is from RefSeq and is a predicted model, not a curated record.